AUGGCGCCCUCAAAGCAAAUCACCGUCACACCUCGAUAUCUCCUUCCCCGGUUGACCUGGAAUGGUACACCCCGCAUCACCAUCACAGCCAUCCAAGGCGCGCCCAUCUCAACUGUCCGUCCGCAGGCCAAUAAAGCGGAAGAAUAUCAUCUAAAUAGUCGAAAAUAUCAUACUCCAUCGGCUCCGGCACGCAGGUCCUCCGUUUCAUCUUCUUCCCGAUUCUCAUCCUUGACAACGUCAUCAUCCGCCCCUACCACGAAUUCUACAAAUAAUGACAGUACGCCCAUCCGGCAUAAUGGCGUUUAUGUUGCCGCAUUCAACCCUGCGCGGCGCGCAUUUCAUGCGUCGGCCAUUAGGAGCCGUGACCACCAUUUCGAUACCCUCAAAUUCGUCCAAAGACUGAAGAUGGAAGGCUUCAGCGAAGAACAGGCGGUUGCCAUGAUGAAAGUGCUUAAUGAUGUGAUUCAAGAGUCGAUUCAAAACUUAACGAGGACUAUGGUUUUGAAAGAAGACUCCGAGCGAGCGACAUAUACACAAAAAGUAGACUUUGCAAAACUGCGAUCCGAACUCUUGAACUCCGACUCAACAGAAGCACAAUUAACACGCUCCUCGCAUGAACGACUAGCAGCAGACCUGGCCAAAAUGAACUCCCGGUUACGAGACGAAAUCAGCCGUACACAAGCCUCCGUGCGAUUAGAUUUGAAUCUGGAGAAGGGCCGCAUUCGCGAAGAAGCCAAUAGUCAGGAGAUGCGAAUCAAGGAGACCGAGACAAGAAUUGAGCAGGAAGUAGCAGGAUUGAGAGAGCGAGUGCAAGCUGUGAAACAGUCGACUUUGCAAUGGCUAGUUGGUGUUUGCACUGGUACCGCUGCCCUCAUUAUCGGUGCUUGGCGCUUGUUGAUGUAA
This is a messenger RNA of Talaromyces marneffei, 903 nucleotides long. RefSeq lists its product as uncharacterized. Bases 1 to 903 code for a protein of 300 amino acids. Lineage: Eukaryota; Fungi; Ascomycota; Eurotiomycetes; Eurotiales; Trichocomaceae. The record is from RefSeq and is a predicted model, not a curated record. The transcript is spliced from 3 exons. Gene Ontology annotation, cellular component: mitochondrion.